AGACAGUACUUUCUUACAGAUCCUUCUGCUACAGAGUACAAACCCCGAUUUGUUCACACUCGCCAAACCCGGUCCUUGUCUGUGGAAUUCGAAGGUGAAAUAUAUGACAUAAAUCUGGAAGAGGAAGAACUGCAGGUGUUAAAGACCAAAAGCAUCACCAAGCGUCACAACACUGAAAAUGAGGAAGAAGCAGAGGAAGCCGAUGGUGCUCCUGGUGACACAAUGAUUGCUGAUGGCACUGAUGCCUUAGGUCAACCCAACUCCGUCAGAGUGACGCACAAAUGUUUUAUUCUUCCAAAUGACACUAUCCACUGUGAGAGGGAGCUGUACCAAUCUGCCAGAGCCUGGAAGGACCACAAGGCUUACAUUGAUAAGGAGAUCGAAGCUCUCCAAGACAAAAUUAAGAAUUUGAGGGAAGUUAGAGGACACCUGAAAAGAAGAAAACCAGAUGAAUGUGAUUGCAGUAAACAGAGCUAUUACAACAAAGAGAAAGGUGUAAAGGCCCAAGAGAAACUGAAGAGCCAUCUUCAUCCCUUCAAAGAAGCAGCACAGGAAGUGGAUGGUAAACUGCAGCUGUUCAAAGAGAAUCGGAGAAGAAAGAAGGAAAGAAAGGGGAAAAAGCGCCAGAAGAAAGGAGACGAGUGUAGCCUUCCUGGACUGACAUGUUUUACCCAUGACAACAACCACUGGCAAACAGCACCAUUCUGGAACUUGGGCUCUUUCUGUGCGUGCACAAGCUCGAAUAACAACACUUACUGGUGUCUGCGAACAGUUAAUGACACCCACAAUUUCCUCUUCUGUGAGUUCGCGACUGGCUUCUUGGAAUAUUUUGAUAUGAACAUUGAUCCCUACCAGCUGACAAAUACAGUACAUACAGUGGAAAGAGGCAUUUUGAACCAAUUACACGUACAGCUAAUGGAACUGCGAAGCUGUCAAGGUUAUAAGCAGUGCAAUCCAAGGCCAAAGGGACUUGAAACAGGAAAUAAAGAUGGAGGAAGCUAUGAUCCACACAGAGGACAGUUAUGGGAUGGAUGGGAAGGCUAACCUGCCCAGUUUCACCGGUGACGUCGACUGGCAAGGGCUGGAAGACUUGUACAGUGUGAAUGAAAGUGUAUAUGAAUACAGACACAACUAUAGACUUAGUCUGGCUGACUGGACUAAUUACUUGAAGGAUGUAGAUAGAAUGUUUGCACUGCUGAACAGUUACUACCAGCAAAAUAAAACAGAUGAGGCUAACACUGCUCGAAUCGAGGGGGACGAAUCAUCCACGCCGUUUACCUCGGUGGAAAUGACUUCUGCCGACGGAUCGAGUGGCCUGCCUGCGGAAGAGCUGCGGCUUAUUGUGCCAACAGACUUUGCGGCCCUCACUUCGAGCACAGUGCAUUUAAGUCAUGAGGGGAAACUUGAAUUCAACAACGAUAUUCCUGAAAAAAGUAGUUUGAAUGACGCACACUGGAGAAAUACUCAUCAAGCUGAGAAACGGAUGGAGGAUAAAGAAUCGGACCGCUUUGAUAUGGAUUUCAGUGGGAACGGUUUGAUCGAGUUGGAGUC
Eurypyga helias (sunbittern) is the source of this 1551-nucleotide messenger RNA. RefSeq names its product sulfatase 1 (gene SULF1). Lineage: Eukaryota; Metazoa; Chordata; Aves; Eurypygiformes; Eurypygidae. Gene Ontology annotation, molecular function: N-acetylglucosamine-6-sulfatase activity; glycosaminoglycan binding. The annotation marks the transcript as partial. Gene Ontology annotation, cellular component: cell surface; plasma membrane; endoplasmic reticulum. The transcript has 10 exons. The record is from RefSeq and is a predicted model, not a curated record.